This is a messenger RNA of Owenia fusiformis, 2009 nucleotides long. Lineage: Eukaryota; Metazoa; Annelida; Polychaeta; Sabellida; Oweniidae. The record is from the annotation of a GenBank genome assembly.
GGGAAUUUCCCCAAGUUGUCCGAGAAGAUUGUCAACAAAAUCGGUCAAAUUCUGCUACCAUCGCUUCAAGUCAUUCUAAAGUUAAGUUAUUUCUGGCAUCAUCACUCUUUCCUCUAUCAGUUGCUUGUAUUAUUUUGUAUUUGUGAGGUUGACAAAGUUUUAAAACGGCCUUUGAAAGUAUUAAGUGUACAGCAAUGACUGAAGGGCACGGAAUGGAAAAUGGUGCCUACUUGCCAAACCCCCUGACUUCGCCAGCCUUGAUGGUCCUUGCCUCCACUGCAGAAGCCUCAAGGGAAACUCCGUCUCAGGCAAGUGGACCGCCCCACCCUGCAUACCCACAAAAUUUGGAGAAGAAACCAGACCCAGCACAUACUACACCUAACACAUAUGGUGUUUACCAACGAGGAGAUGGACCGUAUCCUCCACCCAUGUAUGCACACAUGCAUGGACCAUUUGCAAGACCACCUAUGGGUCUCAUUAACCCAGGGGGUGGGGGUGCAUUUAGGCCAGUUCUGUCCCCUGAAGAUAGGGAAAGCUAUCAUUCAGCUUUCACACCUGCAAAACGGUCCCGUUUAGAAGAAAUCCCCUCCAGCCCAGGGAAAACAGAUGAUGACGGGGGUAAGGAUGGUCAAUUGUCUAGUCCUGGAGGGUCAGCAUCAGCGUAUGAUAUUGAGACACGGUCUGAAGGUGGGGAUUCAAUAGAUAGAGGCACACCAGAUAGCGAGGGCAGAACACUAAGAAAGCGAAAAAAGUCUGGUGUGUUCAUAGAUGGAGCAACUGUCUGUCCCGCGUGUGGAUUGUCGCUGCGUGUUGGAGAAAUACAGUCCCACUAUGCCCUGGAGAUUGAACGUCUAGAACGCUCCAAUAGUAGAAAGGGGGCCUCCAGAGAAUCAACUCCCCUGGGAAGAAAGAAUGUACCACUAACUCCAUCUUCUGGGCGUAGAGGUACCCCAAGUCUCGAGGCAGUUGCUCAGUCUCGUUUUGAGUCAUACCUCCGUGUUAAACUUAACAGGCAGUCGCGGUUGAAUGCCAAAAAUCGUAUAAAGCGUCGCAAACAAGAGGAAAGUGCCUGUCCAGUAUGUGACGAGAAAAUGGUGGGAUCACCAGAAGAGCUAAAUUCACACGUUGAACAUUGUUUAAAACGACGUGGAGGAUGUGACAUUGCUGGGCCAGUAGAUGUUGAGGGUGACGAUGAGCAGUAUGAGGAGUAUACCUGGGCAGGCCAGACUAGGGUCAGAGCCACCUCUAUGGUGCCUGGAGGCUUACUUGGUUAUGCAAGCUCAUCAAAAGAAGAAGAUAGUGGUGUGUUAAACGUUGAUGACGAUGACAAUGACCUGUAUGGUAAACCCCAAUAUAGUGAGGUAAACAUCAUACCAACAAUAGAGGAUGAACCGAGUGAGGAGAAAGCACGUCAAGCUCUUCGUGGAGCAGUUCUUAAAGCCACAGGGGACCAAAUGUCACCAACGACAUCUAUGGCAGAGAAUAGUAAAUGGGAGUCCUCAAUGGUGAAUGGUUUGAGUAACAGCAAUGAGGGUAGUCCAGAGAAUAAGAAUGACAGCUCUCCAAAGUCCAAACUGUCCCCUGGCAAACGAGCCCCUAACUCACCCCCAAGGAACAAGUGUUUGAUAUGUAUGGAGCAGUAUACUAAUCCCCUAACUUCAAUCCAAUGCUGGCACGUUCAUUGUGAAGAAUGCUGGUUACGUACAUUAGCAUUAUAUACAGUUCAGGAAGCACCAAGUAUAGAUGAUAUUACAGUUCUAUGUACAGUUUAUGGAGCACUAUGUACAGAUGAUGAAGCACUAUAUACAGUUUAUGGAGCACUAUGUACAGAUGAUGUAGCACUAUAUACAGUUGACAGAGCACUAUGUACAGUUGAUGUAGUAUUAUGUACAGCUAGUAUUGCAGCAAUACAGUUCAUGGAGCACUAUGUUCAGUUUCAGCACUGUACAGAUGAUGUCGCACUAUGUACAGAUGAUGUAGCACUAUGUACAGAUGAAGUAUCACUAUGA